GGUACUGUUGCUAUAAGCGUGGGCCGGUUUGUGUCCUUUGUUCCCUCCCUGCACUAGUAGCAUCUACCUGCGCUGGCCCUUUAAGGGCAGAGUUCCAUCUGGGCGUGUUUCCUGCUGCCAUUGACACGAACGCCGAGCGAAUUUGGCAUCCUGCGGCUGGGCAAGCAGCGCACGCCAAUCAGCUAGUUUCUCUUGCCACGCAGCCGCUUGCCCGGCCAAGCGUGGACUUGUUUGUCAGCCGAGGGGGGGUCAAGGUUCGCUCCUCCACGGGUGGACUUACCGUGUUCUCAUUAUUUGCGGAGAGGGAGUGGAAAGGUCUGCAAUCAAGCGCCCGCGGAUGAACGCGUAAUUUCCUCCAGAAAGGGCGUCAAGGAUCCCGGUUUGAUGUCGGCGUCGUCGUGGGAAUGUGCUGCCGCAGAAAAAGACCGCAAACACCGCUGAUGACAAUGUGACUGCGAACCUUUCUCUGCCCCCCGUUUCCAUGCACUCUCUUUUUUUUAUUAUUUAUAUUUUUAAUUAAACCAUAGAACAUGCAGAAAUGUGUCACGUUGCUCAGUGAGUAACAUCUGCAGGAUUAUUAUUUUUUUUUUAAACGUAUCUGAAGCGUGCUCGUCAACAAGCGCCAUGUCGGCGGUGAUGAUCAGCAGGAAGGUGCGGAAAUGGGAGAAGCUUCCCGGCAAGAACACUUUUUGCUGCGACGGGCGAGUGAUGAUGGCCCGCCAGAAGGGCGUCUUCUACCUGACCCUCUUCCUCAUCAUCGGGACCUGCGCCCUCUUCUUCGCCUUCGAAUGUCCGUACCUGGCUGUCCACCUGUCCGCCGCCAUCCCGGUCUUCGCCGCCGCGCUCUUCCUCUUUGUCAUGGCCAUGCUACUCCGGACCAGCUUCAGUGACCCGGGGGUCCUUCCUCGGGCGCUGCCCGAGGAGGCCACGUUCAUUGAGAUGGAAAUCGAGGCGGCCAACGGGAACGUCCCCAGCGGGCAGCGCCCGCCGCCCCGCAUCCGCAACGUCGAGAUCAACAACCAGAUCGUCAAGCUCAAGUACUGCUACACGUGCAAGAUCUUCCGGCCCCCGCGAGCGUCCCACUGCAGCAUCUGCGACAACUGCGUCGACCGUUUCGACCACCACUGCCCGUGGGUGGGCAACUGCGUGGGCAAGAGGAACUACCGCUACUUCUACUUGUUCACGCUGUCACUCUCGCUGCUCACCAUUUACAUCUUCACCUUCGACAUCGUCCACGUGGUCAUGCGUUCAGUGGAUGAUGGCUUUUUGAGCACUUUGAAGGAAACACCUGGAACCGUGCUGGAGGUGCUGGUGUGUUUCUUCACGCUGUGGUCGGUAGUGGGCCUGACCGGCUUCCACACGUACCUGAUCUCGCUCAACCAGACCACCAACGAGGACAUUAAAGGAUCCUGGUCCGGGAAGAACCGGGUCCAGAACCCCUACAGUCAUAAGAACAUCUUGAAAAACUGCUGCGAGGUGCUUUGCGGGCCCACGUACCCGAGCGUCUUGGACAGAAGGGGCCUGAUGCGCGAAGACUCGCCCGUUUCCGCCUCGUCCGCUGCGCCAUCUUCCUCCUCCUCCUCCUCUUUUUCCUUCUCCAAUCACAGCAAGGCAGCGCCUCCGACCACGAAAACCAGAGCACCGCUCAUCCCGAACGAGCACACGCCCGACGACGCCGAUCCGGGCGCGGCCGGCCCGACGGAACACGACGGCGACCGCCCCCCCUCGUCCUUCGUCCCGCCUCUGGCCUCCCCCGAGACCGACGCCGAGGCCUCCGUCGCCAAGGACGCCAACCACUAGCCGCCCCUCCUCCGAGUCCCGCCCCGGGCAGGGAACUCUCCUCAUAAACCCGAGUCCGGAGCGAUUUCACGGAACGCUCUCCUUGACGAGUCUCACCGGGGGAGGGGGGUGAAAAAAAAUAAUUUCUGCAUGAGAAAACCCACAAGAGCGCCGAUCGGAUGACUUUUGCGUCCGAACCUCGUAUCAACUUUAAACCUGAGCGGCCGGCGUCACGCGUCAACCCUCAUUCAGUAGCGUCCCCCCCCCCCCCCUCUCGGCCCCCCCUUUGCAUUGUGCACACACGCUCUAUGCAAAUCCACACGGCUGGACGAGCGGCGCUCGCGCGUAGCUGAGGCGUCCUGACGACUCCGGACAGGCAAGUUCAACGUUUUCAUUUUUAUAUUUUGUCAACUGCUGCAUUCAGUACUGUUACUAGCGAUGGAAAUGCCCGUCUUUCUUUCCUUCCUUUCUUUCUUUGUUUUUAUAUACAUAAUAGUUCAAGGGGUGUAUAAUAUUCUGUGACAUUGGCUUACCUUCCGCACGAUAUACAUUAUCUUCACCGUUUUGUAAGUGUGCGCGCGCUAGCUCGUAGCAACUGUGCCUUAAAAUGGACGCAACAGAUGUCUGCAAACAGUGUUAAAUUAAAAAAAACGCCAUCUAAACUCUUCGAUGAGAUACCCGCAAACACUUUCAGGUGACAUUUUGAGACGAACGCAAAAUACCAUGUGUAACCUUCACAAGUCCUUUCAUUUGGACUUUUGAAGGCGCAACUGCUCAACGUCGCCGAAAGAGCAUUUUUCGUCCGGCCCGAAAUUUCACCGCAACGUCGAACACCCCCCCCCCUGAACUUUUUCGGCGUCGUUUUUAUGAGCUUUUAAUAUUUACUUUCUUGCUGAGAGUCGCUGUGAAGAAUGAGAUUCGUAUCCUCAGGUUCACAGGCGCGGGGAUCGUAGUUAGCUUAGCAUAGCGUACAUUUGAGCGCAAGAGCGAGGCUAAAAAGUUUUAAAAGACUGCAGGCGAGUGCACACGAGAGGAAAUAACGCUGCGUAAUCACAUCUGACACGCUGCUCUUUCCCGUUGGAAAUAUUGCCGAUAGAAAUAACCCGUCACAUACGGGUUUUUGCUCCCGGUCCCCAAACUGGUAGCAGCUUAAACAGGAGGUUCUGGCCAGCCCGAUCGCAAUUCAAUAAAUCCUGCUGAAUUUGGACCGAAUGUUGUGAAUACUCGACUUGGCGACGACUUCACUGGACUAAAAUCAUCAUCUGUGUAAUCUUAGUACCCAAAUUGGAGCCUUAUCGUUCGCGUCGAAGCUGCUCGGCCUAAGUUAGCCUAGCCCUGAUCGCUAACAACAAAACGUGUUUGUAUUCUAAUAUUUAACAUCAAAUGUUAGUACCAACACGACCGAAAAAAAAACUAUAUUUCGUUUACAAGGCCUGAAUCGUCAAUAUCUAGUAGUAAAGUGACAGGUGGGCUAAUCGGUUCACCCGCUCGCGGUCGGAUUAAGACCGGCUAGGCUAAAGCUAACAGAGUCGCUCCGUCCCAACUCUCAGGAAGAAACCCAACGAAAUUAAGUAAUUUCUUCAGGCCUGAAUCGUCAAUGUGGAGUAGUUAAGUGACUCGUGGGCUAAUCGGUUUACUUGCUCGCGGUUGGCUUAAGACCGGCUAGGCUAAAGCUAAUGGAGUCGAUCCGUCCAAAAACUCUCAGCAAGAAACCCAACGAAAUUAAGUAAUUUCUUCAGGCCUGAAUCGUCAAUGUGGAGUAGUUAAGUGACUCGUACGCUAAUCGGUUCACCCGCUCGCGGCGGCUUAAGACCGGCUAGGCUAAAGCUAAUGGAGUCGAUCCGUCCAAAAACUCUCAGCAAGAAACCCGACAAAAUUAAGUAAUUUCUUCAGGCCUGAAUCGUCAAUGUGGAGUAGUUAAGUGACUCGUGGGCUAAUCGGUUUACUUGCUCGCGGUUGGCUUAAGACCGGCUAGGCUAAAGCUAAUGGAGUCGAUCCGUCCAAAAACUCUCAGCAAGAAACCCAACAAAAUUAAGUAAUUUCUUCAGGCCUGAAUCGUCAAUGUGGAGUAGUUAAGUGACUCGUACGCUAAUCGGUUCACCCGCUCGCAGCGGCUUAAGACCAGCUAGGCUAAAGCUAACAGAGUCAGUCCGUCCAAAAACUCUCAGCAAGAGAUCCAACGAAAUUAAAUAAUUUCUUCAGGCCUGAAUCGUCAAUGUGGAGUAGUUAAGUGACUCGUGGGCUAAUCGGUUUACUUGCUCGCGGUUGGCUUAAGACCGGCUAGGCUAAAGCUAAUGGAGUCGAUCCGUCCAAAAACUCUCAGCAAGAAACCCAACGAAAUUAAGUAAUUUCUUCAGGCCUGAAUCGUCAAUGUGGAGUAGUUAAGUGACUCGUACGCUAAUCGGUUCACCCGCUCGCAGCGGCUUAAGACCAGCUAGGCUAAAGCUAACAGAGUCAGUCCG
Molecule: messenger RNA, 4241 nt
Organism: Syngnathoides biaculeatus (alligator pipefish)
Lineage: Eukaryota; Metazoa; Chordata; Actinopteri; Syngnathiformes; Syngnathidae
Gene: zdhhc9
Product: zinc finger DHHC-type palmitoyltransferase 9
Exons: 10
Coding region: 625-1800 (391 amino acids)
Biological process (GO): peptidyl-L-cysteine S-palmitoylation; protein targeting to membrane
Cellular component (GO): endoplasmic reticulum; Golgi apparatus
Molecular function (GO): protein-cysteine S-palmitoyltransferase activity
Source: RefSeq, a predicted model, not a curated record